Messenger RNA from Ceratina calcarata, 1855 nucleotides. RefSeq lists its product as uncharacterized. The record is from RefSeq and is a predicted model, not a curated record. The transcript is spliced from 5 exons. NCBI's taxonomy places the organism in Eukaryota, Metazoa, Arthropoda, Insecta, Hymenoptera, Apidae. The coding region runs from base 1 to 1782 and encodes 593 amino acids.
AUGUUUUUCAAGCCGGUUUUGUUUCUUUUCUCUUUAAGUUCAAUUGUACCAUUUUCAAUUUCUGGUCCAAACAAUUCUUCGAUAUCGUACAGAAGCUCGCAAACGAAUCCUAACGAGUUUGUGCUGGUUAAUCCCGAACAAGUGCCGCAGUUGGAGAAAACAAUUCGAUAUUUUUUCUCCGAGCUAGCGGAGCCAGUUAAUCAACCAAUUAUAUUGAGAUCAACGUCGGCUAAUGAUUUGCAAUCGACGAUACGAGGGAUAUGUACUUGCGCGCGGAAAAGGAUCGCUGAUCUCGCUGGUGACUGUGGAUUAACUACUUCGGUGCAAUUAUACAAACAGAACACUAACGACGAUUCCUUGUCCGAGGAUUGGUAUUCUGAAACUUUGUUACAAAGCGCCUACUUGGUGCAGGAUUUGAGCAACGUCAUCAACGAAGCUUCCUCCACGUACGAAUUGUAUGUAGGGAAUGGAAACGAGACUUCGCAGGGAAAUAAGAAGAACUUCGGUUUCGAAUACUUAGGCGUAGUGGAGGAUGCAUCAGAUAUGAGCGAAAGUUUAGCCCAAUGUCUAUUAAAAAUGGCGAGCAGACAGACGAAUAAAUCGUCGUUCAAUUUGGGACAGUCGGUCUUAAAUUUAUUAAAAAACAUACCAAAAUCCAGAUUCAAAACCAUAAAACCCAAAAUGAGUAAAAUUCCGGAUCAAAGUGGUUUACUGAAAAAUGGCAAGUACAAACCCUGGCAAAUCUAUUUUUGCUUCACGGCGAUGACGGAACAAGGAAUUAAUUUCAACGAAUGCAUGAACGAACUGCAAACGCUCGAAACCUGCCUGAAAGAUUUUAGAGAACAGUCGAACAAUGCAACGUACGAGUUCGAAGUGAAACCGUGGACGAAGGCGAUCCGACAGUUGAGCGACUGCAAGAUUCAGGAUAAGCACGGGAAAGUGGAAGUCUCUUGCAAGAGUUUUAAGAGGAUGCCAAAAAAGAUUAAAAGAAAGACGAGAUACGUGUUCGAGAAACUGUUGGAUAAGAAAAUAUCGGCAGGAUCUCCGUUGCACCGAGCUGUCGAUGAUCUCGGCGAAACUUUAUCGAAAACCGAAAGGGGACGCAGGUUCGUGGAUGAAUUAUGCCAAUACGCCAGUAUCUACGAGAGUGGCCAGAAGAAAGUGAAAAAGUCAUUGAAACUAGCUAAGAAGAAUAAAAAGGCGAUGAAGAGGUACAAGGAAGACUUGAAAGCCUUGGAAACGUACAAGAAAGGGAUACUUCGUAGAUCGUUUGGUACGAUGAAGAGACUGCAUCGUUCCGCGGUUGAUUUCGAAAAGUUCUUCGCGAUGGGCAUGAAGGACACUUUCAACGAGGCUUGGCAGGGCCACGUGAACGUUUUAACAUCUCUGAUGGGCUGGAUGACCAAACUAUUGGAUCUCCACGCCAGUGGCGAGAGUUCCCCUGUGACUCCUGGAAUUCCAUCAGAUCCCGCGUCAGGGGAUUCGAAUGAUGACGAUGAUUCAAAUCCCAACAGUGUACAAAUGUACGCUCGUUCUAAAUCAGAAAUGGCCAGAGAUGUGGACGAUUCUAUGAAUGUCUUGAUGAAAUCAAUGAAUAGUUUGAGCAAACGUCGAGGCAUAGAAGAGAAAAACAUGCUGGCUUUUCUCGCUGACGAUCUUCUAUUGGUAUCGAUGGUCAUGCAAACCAUCAGUUUCGUUUCCUCGUUGUUCUGUUCUGACUACACUGCGUACGAAGAAACUACUCAAGCCUCUGAUGAAUGGGUUAACCCCUUUGAACAAUAAUAGUUUAUCGAAUUUGUUGCAGACUAGUAUUGUAAAAUAAUCUGAUAAAAUCAAAGAGAAUGAAGAUUAUUUA